GACGUAGUGUUACUUACUAUCAUUGGUGAAGCCAGCACUAUAUUCUGUGGCCUUGUGGUCUUCUCUUCACUGGGUUUCAUGGCACAUCGGGCUCAGAUACCUAUAUCAGAAGUCAUGUCAUCGGGUUCUGGACUAGGGUUCAUCAUCUAUCCGGAAGCAAUUGCCCAGCUACCAGUCUCUCAGAUGUGGGCAGUGCUCUUCUUCAUCAUGAUGUUAACAAUGGGAAUGGAUUCUUUGUUUGGUACUAUGGAAACGAUGAUAGCUGCCAUAAUAGAAGCGUGUCAAACAUACCUUCAACAUCGAAGAAUGUACGUCACUGCAGGAGUGUGUCUGCUCAGUUUUGGAAUGUCCAUCCCCUAUGCAACUGAAGGUGGUGUAUACCUCUUUCAGCUAUUAGACUGGUAUGCUUCCUCGUUCAACUUACUGCUCAUUGGCUGUCUGGAGUGUGUUGCCAUUAAUUGGAUCUAUGGUUCUGAAAGAUUUAGCGACGAUGUUGAAAUGAUGAUGGGAAGACGUUCCCCAUGGUUGCUGAAAGUCAUGUCAUCCUACUUCACACCAGUCAUCCUCUUUGUGCCCUACUAA
This is a messenger RNA of Haliotis rubra (blacklip abalone), 582 nucleotides long. RefSeq names its product sodium- and chloride-dependent GABA transporter 1-like. Gene Ontology annotation, cellular component: membrane. The transcript has 6 exons. The record is from RefSeq and is a predicted model, not a curated record. The coding region runs from base 79 to 582 and encodes 167 amino acids. Gene Ontology annotation, biological process: sodium ion transmembrane transport. NCBI's taxonomy places the organism in Eukaryota, Metazoa, Mollusca, Gastropoda, Lepetellida, Haliotidae.